This is a messenger RNA of Camellia sinensis, 1232 nucleotides long. RefSeq names its product protein STRICTOSIDINE SYNTHASE-LIKE 5. Gene Ontology annotation, molecular function: hydrolase activity. NCBI's taxonomy places the organism in Eukaryota, Viridiplantae, Streptophyta, Magnoliopsida, Ericales, Theaceae. Gene Ontology annotation, cellular component: endomembrane system. The record is from RefSeq and is a predicted model, not a curated record.
AUGUCCUUUUUCUAUCGGCCAUUAUUCUGCUACCUGUAUGUAGUGCUUUUCUACCAACUCGACUCGUUCGACCCAGCUCCUAGGCACAACUCGCACGUGCUUCGGGGUGCAGAGACGGUCGGAGUCGGGCAGUUGUUUGGACCCGAAGACCUUGCUUACGAUCCAAACUCAGGACUCAUUUACACUGGUUGUUCGGAUGGGUGGAUCAAGCGAGUCACGGUGAACGAGUCUGUGGCUGACUCGGUGGUCGAAAACUGGGCUAAGACAGGUGGUCGACCUCUGGGGCUCGUUCUUGGACACCACAAUGAUGUUAUCAUUGCUGACGCAAAUAAGGGCUUGUUAAAAGUAACUUCAGAUGGAGCGAUUGACCUGCUAACAGAUGAGGCUGAGGGUGUGAAGUUCAAGCUAACAGAUGGUGUUGAUAUCACAGAUGCCGGUAUGCUCUAUUUCACAGAUGCAUCAGAAAAAUACAAUUUAAAUGAAAUGACACAGGAAAUUUCGCAAGGUCAACCUUAUGGUAGACUUAUGAGCUAUGAUCCAUCAACAAAACAAACCAAAGUGUUGGUUCGUGACAUCUACUUUGCUAAUGGAGUAGCAGUCUCGCCAGAUCAAAGUUUUGUGAUUUUCUGUGAAAUAAUGAGGAGGUGUAAAAGGUACUACAUACAAGGUGAAAGAAAGGGCUAUGUUGAUACAUUUAUUGAUAAUUUACCUGGCAUACCUGACAACAUACGAUAUGAUGGAAAAUGCCAAUAUUGGAUUGGAUUAGGCAAGGUAACUACAUUUUCUUGGGAUUUAACACAGAGAUAUCCUCUUCUCAAAAAAGUUUUGACAAUCAUAGAGAGGUACAUAGGACGACCGCAUAUGAAGAAAAAUGGAGGGCUUUUAGCUGUUGAUUUGGAAGGAAAACCAAUUGCCCACUAUUAUGACUCCGGAUUGUCACUUAUUACUACUGGGAUAAAGAUUGCAGACCAUUUAUAUUGUGGUUCUAUAGCAUAUCCGUACAUGAUUCGCCUCAAUUUGACUCAAUAUCAUGGUAUAUAGCUAGCUUGUUUAAAAAAAGAAAGUCCGAAAUAACAUGAGAGCCAACUAUUUUCUUUUGCUGAAAUAAAAUAUAGAUGGAACUAUGGAAGCUUCAAAACAAAUGCAAUGGUUAGGUUUCAACUUACACAAGGUAUCACGUGUACUUUGGAGUAUGUUUUGUACUUUAUAAGAUUACUUCAAGCUUUACAAAA